This is a messenger RNA of Blepharisma stoltei, 609 nucleotides long. The record is from the annotation of a GenBank genome assembly. Lineage: Eukaryota; Ciliophora; Heterotrichea; Heterotrichida; Blepharismidae.
AUGGAAAGUGGUUGGGUUGGUACAGUUGGACCUAUUCUGGUCAGAGCUCUUGAAGAAAUAAAGCAGUUCGCAUCCAGGAAUGACUGGACAGCUAAAGAUCCAGCUGACGGAGUCCAAUAUUCUUCCCGUCCUCACGACGACUGGCCUAUGAUAAAAGCUGUCGCUGAAAUCCAUGCCCCACCUGAAGCCAUUGUCCAGUUCUUCAGAAACGUAAAUAACAUCGGCCAAUGGAAUGACAAGCUCAAGAACGUCCACAUUGUCCACGAAAGCGGACCUCUCAAGCUAAUUAAGUCCCAAAUGAAGGCAAAAUGGCCAAUGGAUGAUCGUGAAACCCUUUACGCCCAAACAGAGUUCGUUGAAAAUGAUGGGAACACUGUUUUCCUUAUUGAAAAAAGCGUAGAAUUGCCUGAUGUCCCAGUUGAGAAAAAACAUGUGAGAGCUCACUUGAUUUACAGCGGGUACAUUUUGGAAAGAUUGGAGCCGAGUAGAACGAGAGUUACUUAUAUUGUACUUUUCAAUCCAGAAGCAAGCGUUCCUGGAGCAGCAAAGGAAAAAAUGCAAAUGCAAAAUGCAGCCAGAAUUGGAGUUGCCAAGAGAACCUUAGGGUAG